Molecule: messenger RNA, 3160 nt
Organism: Arabidopsis arenosa
Lineage: Eukaryota; Viridiplantae; Streptophyta; Magnoliopsida; Brassicales; Brassicaceae
Source: the annotation of a GenBank genome assembly
CUCUGGCCUCUCUUUCUCUCACAAUCUAAUCUUCUUCUUCGUCUUCAAACUCAAUCUAGGGUUCUCUUCUCCUCUCUGUAGGUAGGAUUUUGAAAACUCAAUCUCUCUCUGAAUUUCUCUUGCUCAACGUAUCAUCCCGCAGUUCGUCUCUCGUUUUCCGUCUCGUGGAUAUCGAAAUCUCAUUAUCCCAAAGGUAAAACAAUCAAUUCAGGGAUUCGAAUUUUGGAUCCAUAGGAUCUCGUCAAUUGAAACAAUUCCGAUGGCGUUAGCUAUGAAGCCAUUCAGAGCCGAUGAUUCCGGUUUCCAAUCGAAUAACCUUUGGGUCGGUAGCCUUACGCCGGAAACGACAGAGUCAGAUCUGACCGAGUUGUUUGGAAGAUACGGCGAUAUUGAUAGAAUCACGGUGUAUUCUUCGCGUGGCUUUGCGUUUAUCUACUACAGACAUGUGGAGGAAGCUGUGGCAGCGAAAGAGGCUCUUCAAGGAGCGAAUUUGAAUGGAAGUCAAAUUAAGAUCGAAUACGCACGACCGGCAAAACCUUGUAAGAGUCUUUGGGUGGGUGGAAUCGGCCCUAGUGUCUCCAAGGAUGACCUGGAGGAAGAGUUCAGCAAGUUUGGGAAAAUCGAGGAUUUUAGGUUUCUCAGAGAACGCAAGACAGCUUUCAUUGAUUAUUAUGAGAUGGAUGAUGCUUUACAGGCUAAGAGCAUGAAUGGAAAGCGAAUGGGUGGUAGCUUUUUGCGUGUUGAUUUUCUCCGGUCACAAGCGCCAAGAAAAGAACAAUGGGCUGGCUCUUAUGAUAACAGGAAUGGCAAUAUGAAUCAUAAACCGCAGCAUCCUCACUCAUAUGACGACGGUAAAGGAGAUGUCCAGCCAAGUAAGGUUCUGUGGAUUGGGUACCCUCCUAAUGCUACACAAUGCAAUGAUGAGCAAAUGCUGCACAAUGCAAUGAUACUCUAUGGUGAGAUCGAGAGGAUAAAAUGUUACCCAUCAAGUCAUUUUUCACUUGUGGAGUUUAGGAGCGCGGAGGAAGCUCGCCAUGCCAAGGAAGGGAUACAGGGGAGGUUAUUCAAUAAUCCUAGAAUCAAAAUUAUGUACUCAAACGAUGAGUUGCCUCCUGAGCAAGACGAUACCAGUUUUUACUCUGGUAUGAAACGGUCAAGGACAGAUAUGUUCAACAAUGAUCCGUCCUUUGUAUCUUCUCCUCAUUCUACUGGAAUUCCUGGGUCUAUGAGGCCUCUCAGAGGUAGCAUUGAGCGUUCAUAUAAUGGUUCAGAAUACAAUGACGUUGUUGGUAAGGAGCCAAACUGGAGGAGGCCAUCUGCAAAUGGAACUGGAAUACUCCCAUCUCCAACAGGACCUGGAAUCCUCCCAUCUCCUGCACAAGGUAUGAGGCACCCUAUGAGGUCAAACCCCGGUUCUUGGGAAGAAUAUGAUCCUGCUCAGUUGGACAGAGAAAGUAAACGAACCAGAAGAGAUGGAUCAGUGGACGGUUUUACUCCAAUGGCUGUCGAUGAGAGAUCAUUUGGGCGAGGCUCAGUUGCUGCUAGGCCUAUCCGUGGCCCCCCUGAUUCUGAUUACAUAUGGAGAGGAAUGAUUGCCAAGGGUGGAACUCCUGUCUGUUGUGCUCGUUGUGUACCUAUGGGAAAGGGAAUUGAAACUAAACUGCCUGAGGUCGUCAAUUGUUCAGCAAGAACUGGUUUGAAUAUGCUCGCCAAACAUUACACCGAUGCCAUUGGAUUUGAGAUCGUUUUCUUCUUACCAUACAGGCAAGAAGAUUUUGCGUCUUACACUGAAUUUCUCCGCUACCUUAGCUCAAAAGAUCGGGCGGGUGUUGCCAAAUUAGAUGAUGGUACAACUUUAUUCUUGGUUCCUCCAUCAGAUUUCUUAACUGAUGUACUCAAAGUGUCCGGUCCAGAACGGCUAUAUGGUGUUGUUCUCAAGUUGCCCCCACCAGCCGUUCCUGUUACAGCAUCAUACAGACAAGAGUCUCAGUCCAAUCCUCUGCAUUAUAUGGAUCAAGCCCGGGAUUCACCUGCCAAUGCCAGUCACAGUUUAUAUCCUCCUAGGGAAAAUUACAAUAGGGUUGCACUAGAACAUCUGACAGCUGCUUCAAAACCAUCGGUUAGCGAGCCUCUCAGAAUACCUAAUAAUGUAGCGCCUCAAGCUGGGGUUAGUUUAACUCCGGAGCUUUUAGCCACUCUGGCAUCUAUUCUCCCUGCAACUUCUCAACCUGCUGCCCCUGAGAGUCACCAACCUAUAUCAGGACCUUCAACAGUUGUUUCCACAGUACCUCAAUCCAAUGGACUGUACAAUGGAGAAGCACCGUCUCAAGCUUGGAAAAGAGGUCCACAAACAGUUCAUGAUGCACCAAAUCAGUCAUUCCAACAAUACGGAAAUCAAUACACUCCAGCUGGGCAACUACCUCCUCCUCCUGCGCGUUAUCCUCCAGCUUCAAACAACCCCAACUACUCUAGUGGAAUGGUCCAUGGCAACAUGCAAUACCAAGGCCAAUCUGUUAACAUACCUCAGCUGUCUCCGUUACCAAAUAUGCCUCAUAAUAAUUAUUCCAUGUACAGUCAGGGUUCGACAAAUCAUCAUGUUUCUCAGCCCAUGACACAGCAAUACCAACCAGAAGCUUCCGUGCCAAACCAAAACUAUGGUCCAAUUCCAAGUUAUCAGCAAGCAAAUUAUCAUGGCGUAACAACAAAUCAGGCACAUAACUUAAAUCCUUCCCAAUUUCAAGCUGCCAUGCAACCACCAGUAGACAAGGCAAACUUAGAGCCACAAAACCAAGCACCACAAUUGCAGCCUCUGAUCUCUGGGGCUGGACAGGGUACAACAGAUGGGGAGGUCGAUAAGAACCAGAGAUACCAGUCAACACUACAAUUCGCAGCAAACCUUCUUCUCCAGAUACAGCAGAAGCAGCAGCAACAGUCUUCAGGUACUCCGGCUGGACAGGGGCCUUGAAACUAACUCCACUCACCAUCAUUAUCUGCAAGGUGGUGAUUUGAGAGCUAAAACUUGCCUGACCAAGAGAGAGGCUUUGUGCUAUAGUAACAAGUUUACGAACCAGUCCUACAGAUGCAACCAAACGCUCAUCUUCGUUAGACUUCUCCUGCGGCGUUUAGAUAAAAAAAGGCUGUAUAAAAUGAAUGUGAUUCU